AUUUAUUGACGUGAACACUAAACAGUGAAUGCGACUAUUUAAUUAAUUUUAUCCUACUGCUCUUAUUUUAAUUUUAAUUAUUUUAGUGCCUUUAUUGCUUCAAAAAUUAUAGAAAAGAAAGUGUACCAAGGUCUAAGCUUCGUAGUACGAAAUGAAGAGAAGUUAUGAUUCCAUGAAUUCAUCGAUUGAAAUAAGUUCCUAUCGAGAUCAGCAUUUUAAGGGUUCCCGAAAUGAACAAGAAAAGUUAUUAAAGGCCUCUGCUACACUCUAUAUAGGAAAUUUGUCAUUCUAUACAACAGAAGAACAGAUUUAUGAAUUGUUUUCACGCUGUGGAGAUCUGAGGCGGGUUAUAAUGGGUUUAGAUAAAUAUAAGAAAACACCUUGUGGCUUCUGUUUUGUUGAAUAUUAUGAAAGACCAGAUGCUGAAAAUUGUAUGAGGUAUAUAAAUGGUACCAGACUGGAUGACAGGAUUAUAAGAUGUGAUUGGGAUGCUGGAUUCAUUGAAGGUAGACAAUAUGGGAGAGGCAAAACUGGUGGACAGGUUCGUGAUGAAUACCGUACAGAUUAUGAUGGCGGCCGUGGCGGCUAUGGAAAAAUAAUUGCACAGAAGAUAACUCCAAACACGUUAGAACGCUGAUCAUAAUGUGUUCUAUCUCAACAUAAAAAUUAUGAUGAAUUGUGACUUUUUUGUGAAAGACUGUAAUAAUUUAAUUGUUGGUAAUAUACACUCAAAUGAUUGAAUGUAAUACAAAUGUACCAAUAUUUUUAAUUAUAAGUAAAUGGACUAUAACUAAA
Molecule: messenger RNA, 795 nt
Organism: Maniola jurtina (meadow brown)
Lineage: Eukaryota; Metazoa; Arthropoda; Insecta; Lepidoptera; Nymphalidae
Gene: Cbp20
Product: nuclear cap-binding protein subunit 2
Exons: 4
Coding region: 152-637 (161 amino acids)
Biological process (GO): mRNA cis splicing, via spliceosome
Cellular component (GO): nuclear cap binding complex
Molecular function (GO): RNA cap binding
Source: RefSeq, a predicted model, not a curated record